Molecule: messenger RNA, 978 nt
Organism: Rangifer tarandus platyrhynchus (Svalbard reindeer)
Lineage: Eukaryota; Metazoa; Chordata; Mammalia; Artiodactyla; Cervidae
Source: the annotation of a GenBank genome assembly
AUGUCCGGGAUCUGGGUUCUCUUGUCACUGAUAUUUAUCUCUGUUGCUGGACCAUUGUCUAAAGGUGAAAAGGCCCCCGUGGCUGGUAUCAACUCUGAGGUGCUGAAAUUGACUAAGAAUAUUACUGAAGUGAGUUCCUGCCCAGAAGGCCUACAUCGUGAGCACCAAUUUUGUUGUCUGCCUUGUCCGCCUGGCAAACGGAAAACCAGUGAUUGCAAACACGACGGAGGUAUACCAGAAUGUGUGUUCUGCUCAGAGGGGAACGAGUACACAGACACAAGCCAUCAUUCUGACAAAUGCAUAAGAUGUGGCGCCUGUGAUGAAGAACAUGGGCUAGAAGUGGAACAAAACUGUACCCGGACCCAGAAUACCAAGUGCAGAUGCAAAUCAAACUUUUUUUGUAACAGUUCUCCGUGCGAACACUGUAACCCUUGUACCACGUGUGAACAUGGAAUCAUUGAGAAGUGCUCACCAACUAGCAACACCAAAUGCAAAGGAUCCAGAUCUCACUCAAACAGUUUAUGGGCCCUGCUGAUCCUCCUCAUUCCAAUAGUUCUAAUAAUAUACAAAGUGGUGAAAAGUCAACACAGGAAUAAAAAGAAGGGUUAUCACAACUCUGAAGCCUCAAAUGAUGUAAAGAUUCUUCUCUGUUUUUCAGAUGUUGACUUGGGUAAAUAUAUCCCUAGUAUUGCUGAACUAAUGAAAAUAACUCAAGUUAAAGAAUUUGUUCGGAAGAAUGGUAUAGAGGAAGCCAAAAUAGAUGAUAUCAUGCAUGACAAUCUCCAUGAAACAGCUGAACAGAAGGUCCAACUGCUCCGCAGUUGGUAUCAAAGUCAUGGGAAGAAAAAUGCAUAUUGCACUUUGACUAAAAAUCUCCCAAAAGCUCUUGCAGAGAAAAUUUGUGACAUAGUCACCAAGGACAUUACUAAUGAACGUGAAAAUGCAAACUUGCAAAAUGAAAAUGAAAACUUUGUUUAA